Molecule: messenger RNA, 584 nt
Organism: Telopea speciosissima
Lineage: Eukaryota; Viridiplantae; Streptophyta; Magnoliopsida; Proteales; Proteaceae
Product: membrane steroid-binding protein 1-like
Exons: 1
Coding region: 12-551 (179 amino acids)
Cellular component (GO): membrane; endomembrane system
Source: RefSeq, a predicted model, not a curated record
AAAAAAAAAUUAUGGAGGCUUCUCUUCAACCACUUCAGCUUGGAGAAAUCACAGAGGAAGAAUUAAAGGCCUAUGAUGGAUCUGAUCCAAACAAGCCUUUGUUGAUAGCAAUAAAGGGACAAGUGUUUGAUGUAUCAUCAAACAAGAGAUUUUAUGGGCCAAAUGGGCCUUACGGCUUGCUCUCUGGGAAGGAUGCUAGUAGAGGUCUUGCAACCAUGUCUUUUAAAGAGAAGGAUUUGAAUGGUGAUAUCUCAGGUCUUAGCCUCAUUGAACUUGACAACUUGCAGGACUGGCAGAACACCUUCAAGAGCAAGUACAUUAGGGUUGGCACGAUAAAGAAAAUUAAAUCAUUGCCACUGCGUGAUAUCUUGGCUUACGAUGAUGCCGCUCAACGUGUCGAAGACGGGCUACCCGUCAAUCGGGCUUCUACUGGGCCUAGUGAGCUUGUUGAUGCUAAAUCCGUCGAAGAUGAGCCAAUAGCUGUAGGACAUGUGGAGGAACGUCAGCCCAAAGGAUGUGACUAUUGGUUCGGAUGUUGGCCAAGACAAUAAUUGUAAGUUGUGUUUGAUAUAUAUUCUCGGAAU